UUCUUAUCACAACGCCUCAACGAAAGUGAUAUCAAAUCUAGAAAAUGAACAAUUCUAAUUCUUCAAACUGUGCUGGUUUGCUUAAAUAUUUUCCGGGUGAAAAUAUUUUUUUUGUUUCGCUGUAGAUUUAACAGCCGGAUCUCUCGAUGAGCUACAUUUCUGUUGCUGAGAUAAUAUAGCAUCUAGGUCCGGUUACACCGGCUAGUUAGUCAUCAUGGAUUGGCUUCGUCUUCCUCGGUUUGGCCGUGAUACCGUCUGGAUUUAUUCAUCAACUGCGAUCGUCGCUAUAGCCGCAGUCAUCACGCUACGUCAGGGAAUAACAGACUACAUUCAGGCGGAGACUCACUGCUAUCAAUCGGUGCGCACAAACUCGGCAGCAGAACCUUACGUAAACUGCUUCUCUGUGUCACCUACCGGAAAGUUUUCUAAGGUAUUUAAAGCCGGGGAGGAUACGGGGUUUGUCAAGAAUGCGAACCCGGGCUUCGCCAUGCCCGGCUUGUGGGACGGACACGGACACUUGCAACAAUACGGAGAGUUUUUGAAUUCGGUGGACCUCUUCGGUUCCACUUCCAUGGAUGAUGUCCGAUCUCGUGUGUUAAGCUAUGCCGACAAGAACCCCAAGGCCGGAUCGAAGGAGGAGUGGCUGAGGGGUAUCGGAUGGGAUCAAAUGGCUCUUGGGAAGAUGCCGACUGCCGAUGAUCUAGCAGCGGAUAAGAGACUUAAAGAUCUUUACAUCAUGCUCGAUAGAGUAGAUGUACACUGUAUCUGGGUUUCCCAAGCCGUCUUGGACCUACUCCCGGAAUCCAUACCUGAUAUUCCUGGCGGUGAAAUUGUUAGAGAACCUGGCAUGGGCGUCUUUUGCGAUAAUGCGAUGGACAUGGUAAUGGCUCUAUGGCCUAAGCCUAAUAACGAGAAGAAACGACAAUUCGUGAAGAGCGCCAUGGGGAAGUUGAAUGAAGUAGGACUCGUGGGUAUUCACGAUGCCGGAGUUACGCCAGGCAAUCUGAACCUGUACAAGAAGCUGGCAGGGGGUGAUGACUGGACGGUGCGAGUUUAUGCUAUGAUCGAAUGCGACGAACGCAACACAUUCUGUCCCAAUGACAUUGAUCAAUACUCGAGUCUAGACGGCUUCUUGAGUAUUCGGAGCGUGAAACUCUUUGCUGAUGGGGCCCUCGGAAGUUGGGGUAGCGCCCUUAUUGACCCCUAUACUGAUCGUCCAGAUACGUCAGGAUCUUUACUUGUCAACGCCUCCGAAUUAGUAUACGACACAAUCGCAUGGGCCAAGGAAGGUUACCAAGUCAACAUCCACGCAAUCGGUGACCUAGCCAAUCGAAACGCCGUUGACGCGAUUGUUACCGCCCUGAGGCUUCUUUGUCCCGACGAGCCUCUCCCAGUCUGCCAAUCUUACUAUCGCUUUCGCAUCGAACAUUCCCAGAUCAUUCACCCAGAUGAUCAGGCUCGAAUCCAUGCUGUUGGAAUCAUCCCUUCUAUUCAACCCACACAUGCUACAAGUGAUAUGGCAUACGCAGAGACAAGAUUAGGCAAGGAACGUACCAUGAAAGAGGCAUAUCGAAUGCGCUCCCUACUUGAUGUCAACCCCGUUUUUGGUAGCGAUUUCCCAGUCGAGCCGCCCAACCCAUUUCAAGGUAUUUAUGCAGCCGUCACAAGGCGCAAUCCACAUACAGGCCGAGGGACAGACGAUUCUCCCGAUGGAUGGCACACGGACGAAGCUCUCGACUUGGACCAGGCAAUCAGGGGCUUCACUGAGGGUCCUUCGUAUGGCGGGUUCAUGAAGGGGAAGACAGGUGUCAUUAAGCCGGGGGCCUACGCAGAUUGGGUAGUCCUGGACAGACCCUUAGAGGAGACAGAUAUUGAGGAUCUACGCUCCUUGAGGGUCAAGGAGACGUGGGUUGGAGGCAAGAAGGUGUAUUCUCGGGAAUGAUGAGGUGGUUAGCAAGCCCAAUCACUGGGUAUAUAGAGAAGAAAAAAAACAGGAUACUUGAUGA
Annulohypoxylon maeteangense is the source of this 2006-nucleotide messenger RNA. RefSeq names its product amidohydrolase family-domain-containing protein. Gene Ontology annotation, molecular function: hydrolase activity, acting on carbon-nitrogen (but not peptide) bonds. NCBI's taxonomy places the organism in Eukaryota, Fungi, Ascomycota, Sordariomycetes, Xylariales, Hypoxylaceae. The record is from RefSeq and is a predicted model, not a curated record. The transcript has 4 exons. Bases 215 to 1942 code for a protein of 575 amino acids.